CUAUUUUGUAAUUAUCUUGGGUGUAAAUGAUAGUUUGUAAGAUGACACUCGGCCGUCUGAGUUUAUUUAAGUCCUCAUCUACACGCCCCUUCUGUCUGUGAGCGCACCGGCUAACACUAAGCAGCGCGCUGUGUGCACGAAGGUGUGCAACAUGAGUCUCUACGGGAAAGUGGCUCUGGUCACCGGCGGAGCACAGGGCAUCGGAAAAGCCGUAGCUGAAGCCCUCCUGGAGAAUGGGGCAAAGGUAGCACUGGUAGACCUGAAUCAGUCUGUGGGCGAGGACUGUAAACGAGAACUAGACGGACAGUAUGGAGAGGAUAACUGUAUUUUUAUCCAGUGUGACGUGACGGACGCGGGGAAACUAAAAGAAACCUUCCAAAACACAGUCAAGAAGUUUGGUCAGUUGGAUAUUGUCAUCAAUAAUGCUGGAAUCAACAAUGAGAAGAACUGGGAAAAGACCAUUGAAACAUCUGUCAUAAAGGGGACAUAUUUAGCCCUGGAACAUAUGAGUAAAGAAUACGGAAAGGCAGGUGGGGUUAUCAUCAAUGUCUCAUCGAUGGCAGCAUUUCUCCAUUCUCCUCACCAGCCAGUGUACACAGCAACGAAGCACGGGGUGAUUGGAUUUUCACGAGCUUUGGCCGACGCAUCUGAACAGGGCAAUUAUGGAGUGAGGAUCAACACACUGUGCCCAGCCUUUGUGGACACCCAGCUCCUACGCACUGUAGAGCAUGAGGAAACAAUGGGCAAGUUUGUCAAGUACAAAGAUGAAUUCAAGGAAAGGAUGGACAAGUAUGGCGUUCUUAAACCAUCACUGAUUGCAGAGGGAAUGCUGCAAAUCAUAACAGAUGAAAGCCUGAAUGGAGCUGUGAUGAAGAUCACCUGCUCUAAAGGGAUUCACUUCCACACCUAUGAGCCUCUUUCAGCUUGAGAGCCAUAAUUUCAUCAAGCCAUUUCUGUUUAUCUAUUUCUCUCCACUCCUCAAAAGGACCAUUUAUUUUAAUUAAAUUCAGCACAAACACCUCAGUCACUAGCUGGCAUGUUUGAUAGGUUUUUUUUGUUUGUUUGUUUUUGCUGCAUGGCUAAAAUGUGGAGCGUUCUGGGGUUUCUCAGUGUUCUUAAGUAACCAACCCUGCUGUAUAGUCUGAUUCAGAAAUAUGUAGGCAAGGUGUGGAUUUUGUAAGAAUAUUAUAUUUAUCAUUUCAGUUUUGUAAAAUUAAAUAUCUUUCUAAAGCUGUUUCCUUUUCUGUAGUGCCCUUGAUCUUUAAUGUGUACAGAACUGUAUUUACUGUGAGUGAUUUAGUGUGAGUGAGCUUUAAAAAAAAUCUUUAUAUUUAUUAAAUUACUGUUUUGUGGCUUCUAUCAUACCUCAAUAGCACAAAACCAACUAAUUAAAAAAUAUAAGUUUGUCUUUGAUAUGUUUUAAGUAUGUUUAAAUUUCUUUAUGCCAACGAGAAUAUCCUAGGAUUUUUAAUGUUGCAUAAAUAAAGCAAUAAACUUCUGAA
Messenger RNA from Myxocyprinus asiaticus (Chinese sucker), 1502 nucleotides. It is a transcript of the gene hpgd, whose product is annotated as 15-hydroxyprostaglandin dehydrogenase. Gene Ontology annotation, cellular component: cytoplasm. The record is from RefSeq and is a predicted model, not a curated record. Gene Ontology annotation, molecular function: oxidoreductase activity, acting on the CH-OH group of donors, NAD or NADP as acceptor. The transcript is spliced from 7 exons. NCBI's taxonomy places the organism in Eukaryota, Metazoa, Chordata, Actinopteri, Cypriniformes, Catostomidae. The coding region runs from base 152 to 928 and encodes 258 amino acids.